Molecule: messenger RNA, 1386 nt
Organism: Radiomyces spectabilis
Lineage: Eukaryota; Fungi; Mucoromycota; Mucoromycetes; Mucorales; Radiomycetaceae
Product: WD40-repeat-containing domain protein
Exons: 10
Coding region: 1-1386 (461 amino acids)
Biological process (GO): proteasome-mediated ubiquitin-dependent protein catabolic process
Cellular component (GO): nucleus
Molecular function (GO): protein binding; protein-macromolecule adaptor activity
Source: RefSeq, a predicted model, not a curated record
AUGCUUACGACAUUAACGACUUUGAAACGAAAGCAUGAUGAUCAAAAUAAUGGCGGCGGCAAGUUGGAUAUAGCGACGCAAGAAGCUGCUCCUCUGAUAGCUCCCAUCGAUAACAAGAUCUUAAAACGGUUUCACCAUCGCACGGAUCCAACUCUAUGGAAUCAGUAUCAUGCUUUGCAACAACGAUCUCUCUAUGGUCAGCGAAUAUUCGGUCGCAAAAUUAAUUUCUCGGCCAGAAGCCUUUUGCCACUGUAUCAGUGUCCUACCAACCAGAUCUAUCGAUUUUAUCUCGACAAUGACAAAGAUUGUUUCCCUUUUUACUGCAGUUAUGCACAUAACGCGUAUGGGGGAAAACUGCUGACGGUGGGUGAUGAGAAUGGCCGCAUCUCAUUCUUACGAACCGACAAAACAAACAGCAGUCAAGACUCGAUUUAUCACGAUAUUUUUAAAGCUCAUACCACCGCUAUUCUCGAUGUAAAAUGGAGUACGGACGAUACCACUUUGGCUACUGCGUCAGGUGAUCGUAAUAUAUGUCUGUGGGACGUGGAAAGCAAAGUAUGUUUGGCUGUAUUGAAGGGUCAUAAAUCGAGCUUGAACUCUAUCAAUUGGCAUCCAACCAACCAGAAUCUGCUGGUAUCUGCGUCCAAGGAUGGGUCUUUUCGAAUCUGGGAUACAAGAUACCGUCAAAUUGAUCGUGAUGAUUCGAAUGAUCGAUUGCCAAUUUAUGACUCCAUCAAAACAGUUUCAGAUGCUCACGGUGAUCAGAUUAUGCAGAAAAAACGGGUUUCGAAAAGCGUUGCUCGACCUAAAUAUCUCGACCGUUCAGUGACGUGCGCUCUUUUCAUGAACAAUUCGGAAGAGAAAAUCAUCACUUCGGGAUGUUAUGAUGGAGCGAUCAAAUUAUGGGACUGCCGUGCUGGACGCAAUCCGUCGGCCAUUGCACGUACUGUGUUUGCGGGCAAGUCAGGACGACCCCGAGGCGUCAUUGACAUCAAGAUGGACAACUCGGGCACCCGUUUAUUUAGUCUGUGUAUGGAUCACAGCAUAUACAUGCAUUAUUUGACCGAUCUGUCUCGUCCGGCUCAACAAUACACCGAUCCAGACUAUAAUGCCAAUUCAUUCUUCAUCAAGCUCGCCGUUUCUCCUGAUGAUCGAUUUAUUAUGGCGGGAUCCACUGUUAAGUCUGUGUUUGCCUGGGAAGUCGAUCGCCCAAAAGCGCCAGCUGUGCAGUUUGCAGGACAUUCUGCUGUCGUAACUUCCGUGUCUUGGUGUCAUACCGAUAUCAACCAAUUUGCUAGUUGUUCCGAUGAUCUCAGCACUCGGAUUUGGAACGUGGAUUUCGACAAGCAGACUGAUAUGGAAACCUCCAACGAUUCAGUCACUUAA